AUUGUAUGUUACUGUAUUUACCGCAAACUGCGGUUUGAUUUUUGCAAAAGGAUAAUCCAAUGAGCGUUCCGUCGAUAGACUUUCGUGUAGUUUUGCAAUCUAUUAUAGGAGGAUUUCUACCGGAAGUUUUGUACAGACCAUUCAAAAUAUCUCUAGUCAAGAAGAGAGUCUGGGAUGUUCAUUUGAUCAAUAGGAACACAGACGAAGAAGGAAGACUGUAGCGAUAAAUUUUGUUAAUGUCUAAUCAUUGAUCCCGUAUUCCACGUUUGUGAAUUUCAAUGUGCUGCUAAUUCAUCUCGUCAACUUUAAAGGCUCUUCUGGUAAUUUCUGUGUGUUAUCGAGUGAUUUUUGUGUAGGAAUUUUAUGCUAUCUUAUGAUCGUGUCGAUUGCUCAUUAAUUUUCAUAUUCCGUUCAACACUAACGAUAGAAUAUUGACAAUUUACAAUAAUUGUAGAGAUUGACGUAUAUCUGCAGGAUCCUUUACUUGAGAUCGAUGUGAACUAAUUUUUUCUGUGUUCAAAGUUCUCUAUGCAAAUAGAAAAUGUGUUGAUGUAAAGUGAUCUGUUCACUUAUUUCGUGAGAAUUUCUACGCUAAUUGUCUUUUGACUAGCAUGAGAAGAAGCCGUAUUUUUCUUGGAAUUUCCCAUCUGUUAUGGAGAAAACUAGAAGAAUAUCAGUAGACCGGAAGGGCAUCCAGUCUCUGUUCAUCCCAGCUGUUCCGAAAAUUGUGUUCGAAACCUCUGAGCCACACGGACCAGAAUCCACAGGAGGCACGAUCCCUCACUCGCACUCAGCGGGGGAGUUAGCGAUCGCCAAUGAAGGCAAUCAUUUACAGAAACGCACCGGAAGUACCCACUUUCCGUCAUCGGACGGAAGUGAAUCUAGUUCCCGUUCCACUCUUGACCUAUAUUGCUCACCUCGACUUCAGAGACGUAAAGUGUUUCAGUUUGACCAGGAUGAUAUGGAACAAUCCUGGACAGAAACAAUGGUUUCUCGGAAGUCUUCAAACACCCUGGGACCCGGAAACAAAAUUGGGAGUACGUUAUCACUGACUAGUGAAUGUACAGCCAGAAGUAUAGGGCUCAUAUCGAACGACUCAUCCUCCGACAGCACACAAUUUUCAGACAAACUGGAACAUAUAAAACAGAAACAAAACUAUCUUCGGCGGUAUGCUUCGAACCCGGAGAAAAAUCAAAAGGAGUGUGCGGAAAAUGCUGUCCAGAGGAGCACCAAGUCUUUCAGUAAUUUACAAUCGGAAAGUCAGAGAACAAGUGAGGUAGGGAGUGACAGUAUGGACGACAGUUUAUGUGAUUACGUCACACCGCGGGAAGUUCAAGAGCAGAUGUCACGCUUCUCUGUCGCCAACUCUAAUGAAAAUUCUUCACCCAAUCUUAUAACUAUGGUAACAGAUGACUCGGAAAUGAAGGAAGGACGAAUUAGACAAUGGUUGACUGAUAUAGAUGUAAAAGAUGAUUCUUUUUGAUGGGUAAUUUUGUAAUACACAUGGUUUAUUUCUAAAAUUGACGUGCAAAGUAAAAAGUUAUUUUCAGUUCUAGAUUUGCAUUCAAAUUAAGCAGAGGUCUCAAGGCUGAAUCGUGGACCUGAUAGGAGAUGAUGAUUUGUAUGAGGAAGCAAUUAUUCCUAUAGUUCCGAACAUCAGGGGUUAAAGACUGUUUUAUACAUGCUUACUUUUUUUCUCAAAUAUUUCUGCAAGGAUAAAAACGUUAGAUAACGGGACAACCUUUAAAGAUAAGAGAUUUUUCGAAGGUCUUUAAUUACGAUGAGGAUUGAAGGUGCACCAAUCCCAAAAUAACAAAAGAAAACCAGCUGGUUUGGAAAAUGAUAACAAAGUUAAAUAGAAUUAAUCGAUAGUGGUGUACCUGGGGAUUAUAAAUUCACUCCAUAUCUAUUAUAUCAAAGUUAAUUACGGUAUGUAUUCAUCAAAGUCGAUAAACUACCUUCUAAAUUCAAUUGUAUAAAGUCAUUGUGUAUCGCUGUUGU
Molecule: messenger RNA, 2001 nt
Organism: Saccostrea echinata
Lineage: Eukaryota; Metazoa; Mollusca; Bivalvia; Ostreida; Ostreidae
Exons: 2
Coding region: 653-1483 (276 amino acids)
Source: RefSeq, a predicted model, not a curated record